This is a messenger RNA of Paramecium tetraurelia, 342 nucleotides long. RefSeq lists its product as uncharacterized. NCBI's taxonomy places the organism in Eukaryota, Ciliophora, Oligohymenophorea, Peniculida, Parameciidae. The record is from RefSeq and is a predicted model, not a curated record. The transcript has a single exon.
AUGUCAUUUACUCUCUAUUUCUUUUUAAUUGCACCACUAUUCAUAUUGAUUGGAAUUUGUAAACUAUGCUUUUUUAAAAAAUAAGGAAAUAGAAGAGAUCAGUUUGGAACAUUACAAGAGAGAAUAAAAAAAAAGAUAAUGUUUGGUUAUGCUGAAUUAAUAAAAACCAUGACUCAUGAGGAUUUAUAAAUUCUACAGUAAACUUAUGAAAACACAAUAAAAAAUGCUUAGAUUAUAAAAGUAUCGGGAGUGAAGGUUGAAAAAUAAUAGAAAAAUAGCAAAAAAGUGAUAUUCGUAGAUGAUUUGGAUUAGCAAUCAACGGAGGCUUCCAAUUUAAUUUGA